Messenger RNA from Umbelopsis ramanniana AG, 454 nucleotides. RefSeq lists its product as uncharacterized. The coding region runs from base 22 to 177 and encodes 51 amino acids. NCBI's taxonomy places the organism in Eukaryota, Fungi, Mucoromycota, Umbelopsidomycetes, Umbelopsidales, Umbelopsidaceae. The transcript is spliced from 3 exons. The record is from RefSeq and is a predicted model, not a curated record.
CAUCGACAUAUAUGCUUCUGAAUGACUGACAUCACCAACAAUUAUAUGUCUACUCUCUCCGUCUUCUCCUCUCAUACCUCCUAUUUCUUUUCUCUUUUAAUUUUUUCUUCAGCUGUCGAAAGUAUUGCAGAAAUCGUCUUAAUUUACUCCUCUACGGAUUCCUUUUAUCUCUCCUGAAAUACGAUCAUCGUUUCUUCUCGAUCCUGGUGUUCCCCCAACGUUGUUGACAACACGACAAAAAUUUAUUCAUCCACAGCAACAACAGCCCAAGAAAUUCAGAAAUUAACACAUAAUCAUUAUCCACUGGAGGUAUUAUGCUCUCAAGCGCAGGAAUGGACACAGUAACACGCUAUCGUCGCUCACCUCCUCGACACCGGCAUUCAAAUGGGUCUAUAUUCAAAACUGAAACACUUGCAGAGCAAUACAUGGAACCCGUCAUGACUUGUGAAGCAUU